Molecule: messenger RNA, 489 nt
Organism: Phytophthora sojae
Lineage: Eukaryota; Oomycota; Peronosporomycetes; Peronosporales; Peronosporaceae
Exons: 2
Coding region: 1-489 (162 amino acids)
Source: RefSeq, a predicted model, not a curated record
AUGUGGACGUCCAUCACGCAGGAGCAGAUCAACCAAGCGGCCCUCGAGGCCUUCUUGCCGGUAGUGCUGCUGCUCAACUACACGCUCCUGAUGUACCUCGCGGUGUUCUACUGGAAGCGCCGACGAGAGCGACGCGUGAUGCUACUGUUGUUUGUCGGAACGCUGGGCACUGUCGCUAUCAUUCCCUUCGCGCGACCGGAUCACGACUUCGUGGAAGCCGUCAACGACAUCUCGGAGGCUUGCUGCGUGUUGACCUUCUUACUGCAGAUCACCAUCAUCGGCUACGACCUGAACAAACGCUUCAAAAUUCGCUCCGUCAUACAAGGGGCAAGAGAUUUCAAACGUCGCGGAGAACCUGAACCUCGCAUUCAUCUUCAUUUUCCGCUUCUACUACAUCGGCAUCUCGCGCGGAUGGAUGAGCAUUUGGAAGACGCGCAAAGUCGAAGUGUGCUACUACCUGCUCUUCGCCACCCACGAAAUGCCGUUUAA